This is a messenger RNA of Miniopterus natalensis, 3713 nucleotides long. NCBI's taxonomy places the organism in Eukaryota, Metazoa, Chordata, Mammalia, Chiroptera, Miniopteridae. The record is from RefSeq and is a predicted model, not a curated record.
GUCAAACACAAUUCAAAGUAGUAAUCAAAUCUCUUUCACCUAAAGAGUCAGUCCGGAUUCAUGUCCCUAAACCUUUGGACAGGAACGAUGGAACGUUUUUGGUGAGAUAUCGGAUGUAUGAAACUGUCAAUGAAGGGCUGAAGAUAGAGGUCCUUUAUGGUGAUGAACAUGUUGCCCAGUCUCCCUAUAUUUUGAAAGGACCAGUAUACCACGAGUACUGUGAGUGUCCAGAAGAGGAUCCCCGGGCCUGGCAAGAAACUCUCUCUUGUCCAACCAAAGAACCGCAGAUUGCAGAAGAUUUUGCUCCUUUCCCCAGCAUUAAUCUCCAGCAGAUGCUGAAUGAAGUCCCAAAAAGGUUUGGGGAAGAGAGGGGUGCCAUCGUUCAUUACACGAUUCUCAAUAACCACAUCUACCGGAGACCUCUGGGGAAAUACACGGACUUCAAAAUGUUCUCAGAUGAGAUUUUGCUGUCACUGGCGAGAAAGGUCCUUCUCCCAGAUUUAGAAUUUUACAUUAAUCUAGGAGAUUGGCCCUUGGAGCAUCGAAAAGUCAAUGAGACGCCUGGCCCCUUGCCUAUCAUUUCAUGGUGUGGCUCUCUGGAUUCACGAGAUAUUAUCCUUCCUACGUAUGACGUCACCCACUCCACACUUGAAGCAAUGAGGGGUGUUACAAAUGAUCUCCUCUCUAUUCAGGGAAAUACAGGGCCUUCCUGGAUCAAUAAAACAGAGAAAGCUUUCUUCAGAGGUAGAGAUAGCCGAGAGGAGAGGCUCCAGUUGGUACAGCUGUCCAAGGAAAAUCCACAGCUACUAGAUGCGGGAAUCACAGGGUAUUUCUUUUUCCAAGAGAAAGAAAAGGAGCUUGGAAAAGCUAAAUUGAUAGGUUUCUUUGAUUUCUUUAAGUACAAGUAUCAAGUGAGUGUGGAUGGGACGGUGGCCGCUUACAGAUAUCCGUAUCUCAUGCUGGGGGACAGUCUGGUUCUGAAGCAGGACUCACCAUAUUAUGAACAUUUUUACACAGCACUAAAGCCUUGGAAACAUUAUGUGCCAAUUAAAAGAAACCUUGCUGAUUUACUUGAGAAAAUUAAAUGGGCCAAGGAAAAUGAUGAAGAAGCUGAGAGGAUUGCAAAAGAAGGGCAAUUGACUGCCAGAGAUUUGCUACAGCCGCACAGGCUUUACUGCUAUUAUUACAGAGUGUUGCAGAAAUAUGCUGAGCGCCAGUCCAGCAAACCCGAAAUACGUGAUGGAAUGGAACUUGUUUCCCAGCCCGAUGAUAACACGUCCAUCUGCCAGUGCCACAGGAAAAGAGCUUUAAGAGAAGAGCUUUAGGUCAGCCGGAUGGACACUCUUGUGCACACUGGCUGUGUCUUCGAUGGAAGCAUUCAGAUAGAAUCUAAGCUGAAAAGAACACAGCUUGGAAGACUUUACCCAGAGGACAAUGUGGGUGGGUAGAGCAAUCUCAAUAUUUUCAGGUAUUAAUUUCUUCUGAGUAACAACUGCUCUUAUCUGCAUUCACAGUUUCUCUAAAAAGAAAAUUCGGGGAUCAUAGUCGAGAGGCUUGCCAAAAUAUAAAGCACUCUCUAGGAAACCAUAUACAUCAUUUUUAUUGGCUUGUUUAUAUCCCUUGUUCACUUUCGCUCUUCCAUUUCCAGUUAUGAAGAAAAAUAUUUGUGCGGGGGAUGUUUUUCCCCCCGACUGCACAGUUUCUGCUCCUACAAGCUGCUUUUGACAUUCAGUAAUAGCAAGCCAACUCUUGGAAGGUCUGAUAAGGUAAGAGGAGGAUGAGUCUGUUUUUAACAAUAGCCUGGACUCUAUUCAGGGAAUAUAUUUUUAAAGCUCACUCAUAUCUUUUUAGCUAAGUUUUACCAACACCUGAGACAAAUUGUGCCUUAAGCUAGUAAUUACCAAUAUCUUUGGGUUGUACACUCAUCGAGGACAACAUCUAGUUAUUGAAAUAGAUGAGAGCACGCAGCAGGGGCCAUUCUUUAUCUAUAUAUUGAAUAGAUAAGGUAACUCUAGUCAGGUGGGGAUCUGUAGUUAUUUUUAAUCUUUUUGAAGGAUACUUGGAAACCUCUGCAACAAGCUGCAGGAAGCCUGGUAGCUUGGGAUACCACAAAUAAGCCAACAACAAAGGCAAGCAUCCAUCCUCACUGCACCUCUCCUCUAUUCCAUUGGGUUGCAUUGCUAAGAUUUAAAAAAAAUGGAAAUUUCCUCUGCCUUUUAGGCCAGGGUCCAGAUUUAAGACUUACAGCCCAGAAAUUCAGUAUACACUCCUCAUAAUACCACCAAUACAACAUUCAGUUAACUGAAGACCCACACUCCAAAAAGCACAAACUUAUCCACACUCCCAGUCUUAAAAGAUUUGCUUCCCAAAUUGAAAUAUUUACUCAAUCCGGAAAACAAUGUACCAACUUUAAAGCAGUCAUAUCCUGUUUUGAAGAUCAGUAAGACUUUUCUUAACUAGAUAAGAGCAAAAUCACAUUUAGGAACAGUGUAAUCAGAGCCAAGUGUCCUUGGAAAACUCUAAUACCCAACAGUUUUUCAAAUGCACAAGUGCACAAAUAUAAACUAAAGGGCAAGCUGCAGUGAGACCAGACCUUACUGAGUCUGUGUCCUAUUUAUAUUGCACAUGGAGUUUGGGGCUCUUCAGAGCCGAGAUUAUAGAAAGUUUGCCCUCCCUCAUAUCUUCCUGCCCUCCAACCCCAGGUCCUUCCUGAGGGCUAAUGGCUUUAGAAACACCUUAAAGUUUUAAAAUUUAUGUCAUCUGCUACCAAACAAUUAAAAGCAAGUUGAGACAAACCAGGCAGCAUCUGGGGGUGGAACAAAAAGGAUGUGCUUAAGAAAUUAAAUGGAACCCCUGGAGAAAUUCCAUCGGGAGGGAACAGCCUUCAUAGAUAAUCCUCCAUCGUAACAACUCAGUCAUAACAUUUUAAAAGAGUUAGUUUCACAUGGCUUUCCCAUUUGUUGACAUGAAUAUGACUUAGUAAAAAAUGUGGUUAUUAAAACCAUGAUUCUUUCCUUUUUAGUUCAGAUAUUACCCACGAUUUCCAUUAGUCAUUUUUAAUACAUCAACUUUCAUGAAAAACAUCUGACUUGAAAGGAGGAGAGAGAUGUACGGCUAUGCAAGUAAAUAUAAUAACUGCAUUUGUUUAGAUAAGCUAUCAACAUUUGUUGCAGCAUUGUUUUUGUUAAUAAAAUGUUGGAAACACCUUAAAUAGCCAUCAUUAGGGAAUUGGCUAAAAAGACAUUGGUACAUAAAGAAAUACAGUACAACCAUUAAAAAGAAUGAAGUAGCUCUAAGUGCACUAUCAUGAAAGAUUUCCAUAACAGUGUUCAGUGAAAAAAAUCAAGUUUUUUUCAGAACAACAUGUAAUGUGAAGCCAUUUAUGUAAAAAACAAAAAUAUGUCAGUGUGGUUGAAGUUUGAAAGGAUAUUCCCCAAUAUCGGAGGAGGGGGUGGAGGAAAGGAAAUUUAUACUUUUUGCUUUAUACUUGUCUAUGAUAUUUAGAAUGUUUUUACUAUAAGUGUGAACCAGACUGUAAAAUAAAUAAAAAUGCAAACCUAGCAAAAGACAAUAAAUGCGCAGAAGAUAUACAUAGGGGAAAAAAUGGAUUUUUAUGUUUUCCAUUAUGCUGUUUUUAAAUUUACUAUGUCUAGAAGUUUAUAUCAUGGAACAUAUAUAUACUUUUUUAAAUAAAGUAAAUUUUGUAAAUAAAA